AUAUUGAUUUGCUAAAGUUGUCAUAGAAAUCAUUUGGCGUCAGUUUAUAUCACUGUUCCCUAUCACAUCAUGACAUUUCCCCGCAACUGUAAGAUUCAUCUUGUCUGAUGUCUUUAUUUUAGUCAAUUAAAAAAUGUAAGUUCGCUAUUAUGCAAGCUGAACUGGGUUGUGUUUAUGAGACAGUCCGGGGGAGGGCCGCAUUGAUUUGGCGUGGCUUUGACUUGGGGUCUUACAAUUGACAAUUGAAAUUCCGUGAAUUAAGUAGUUCGCAGUGAGCCCUCCAGGGUAACUUAUUUAGACAUUACAUAGUCCAACGUAUGGCUAUUAAAAUAAACACUCUUAAAACGUACCAUCCAAUAUCAUGUGUGUAAAAGGUGCUGAAUAACAUGUAAUGCGUAUAAUGAUAUCUACGUUUCUGUCCCCUAACGGGUGAAUCGACAGCGCAGAUUUCAGAAAAUUCACUUAUUUCACAAUGAUCCAAAAAUCAAUACAAACGCAUGAGCGAUAUUAAUUACUAUUGCCCAUAAAACAGCAUGGCCGCCGAAUUCCAGAAUACAUAGGGCAUUAUGGGAAUUUAACGUUCAAAUUGAAUUUUAUGCAUACAGCAGGUGUGUUCUUUAAAAGUCGCGGGCCAUGUCUUUGUUGGUUUCCAAGGACUGAAAAAAACGCCGUUGUCCUUUAUCUAUGCAUCUGAACAAGGCUAUAGCAGAUGUACAUGGAUUAGACCUUAAUGAUGUUUAAGUCGCUUUAAUUUAAACCUGAAUACUAGCACGACCCAUUACAACAAAUUAAAGAACAGUUCAGACAAACACAUCACGUUAUCCAAGACACAGAGAACACCGCGUAUUUGCCGUAGGCUACGUGCUAGCUUAUUCGCGUCUGCAAGCACCCAUAUAAGUCCCUUAAACGCACAUGUCCACCUCCCUCCACGCGCCCUCAUAUUUUGUUUACAAACAUUCAGGUGAACUGAAAGCAAAAUAACAAACGAGUGAAGACUGCUUGGUUAAAAUUAUAGUGUUUAGUUAUCCAAUUACAUCAAACCACAUGGUUUAAAUUACCGUUAGUAGCAAAAUUUUAGCCUUCAUGACAAGACACAGUCUAAACCAAGUCUGAAGUGUAUUUGUUUAUUUGUGGAAUUGUUUGCAUGUAUUUGGAUUGUAUCCACUUAAUUGCCGGUUUAUUUUUUUUUAUAUCAUUUAGCUACUCCUCGCUGCUCUCGUGCCCUACUCUCGUCGGUAAACUUUGUGAUGUAGACUACAAAAUGAUAUCGUGAAAGGAAUAUUACUAUAGUAAUACAGCGUUUUACGCAUAUGCUGAGUGUCCAAGUAACAGAAUGUAAGAAUGCAUUCAUUCGAAUAAUUCGACAGUCCAAUUUAAUAUUAAUCAGAACUGCAACCCCUCCUAUUUUGUACGUGUGAUAAAUAUGCCAGUAAAAAUAAUGGGGUCAUUUUAAUAUUAAAUACAGGAACAGUUUAUGGACGUAUUAUGAAGAAAUACAACUUAAGAAGUUUUAUGAACGCAGGAUUCCAUCUGCUGUAUACCGAUUGUUAAUGCUAUAUUCUAAAUAUAAUGAUGCAUCUUUUACAGUAUUGCGAUACACAUACGUGGUUCAGUGUAUGUUUUUUAUCAUAGUUCUUGAGCAAAAUACUAUUUACAAUUCGAUAUUUAUUGUGACAUAAAGGGAUGAAAGGCAGUGUUCUUUAACAUAGGUUAAUAAAUUUAAUUGGGCUUGCCCCUGGGGUCGGAUGACAUAGUACGUCCUCGUAACCAAUCAGAAUCCGAGCUGGUGAAAGGCAAGUGGGGUUGUGACACAUCGGAUCCAUAUGUAUGAAGUGGCUAGAGAAAUUGUGAAGUUUUCCCAUGAUUUCAGCGAGAUUCCCAGUAAACUCUUUUUAACUUGCUACGGUGAAACUUCAAAGGAUCUGGAAAUAUAUUGUAAAAUAGUGGAAUAUUUUUUCGUUUCCAGUUUUUAUUAGUUUUAUUGAUUUUGAGAUGGAUCGAGUCCAAGUUUCCUCUCGCUAGUGGCAAUUACUUUAUGCAGCCUUUCCAGCGCGUCGUUUUUAUGGACUCCUCGAUCGAUGAUGACUAUGAGUUCAAUGCCUGAUAGUCUGAUUGCUUCAGACCCGUCCAAAUCAGCCUUUUUAGAGUUUGGACACGGAAUCCCCGCACACCAGCAGCACUCCCCCGGACUGUCUCAUAACCACUACCCAGUUCAUGGCUUGCACGCCGGCGGACACGCGCAGCACGAAAGUCCCUUCUCUUCGACGGCGUCCUCCUACGGUCGGUCGCUGGGGUACCCCUACCCGAGCACGGUAAGCACUCACCACCCGAGUGCUUACCUGUCUUACCAGCACAAUAGCCACAGCAGCACUUUGGGGCACACGCGGAUAGAAGAUACAGAUCACGAGAAGCCAACCGUCAUCGAGAACGGCGAAAUUCGACUGAACGGCAAAGGCAAGAAGAUCCGCAAGCCCCGAACCAUUUACUCCAGUCUACAACUGCAAGCACUGAACCAGCGGUUUCAGCAAACCCAGUACUUGGCCUUGCCCGAGCGCGCAGAUUUGGCAGCUAAGCUGGGCCUGACUCAGACACAGGUUAAGAUAUGGUUCCAAAACAAGCGGUCCAAGUACAAGAAGAUCAUGAAGCACGGCUCGAACGGGCCAGAAGGAGAGCUCCUACACACCACGAACCCCAUGUCACCCUGCUCUCCUGGGCUCUGGGACGUGUCCAUGGCGAGCAAAGGGGCGCCCACUCACUCCAGCAGCUACAUGAACAAUUUUGGACACUGGUACCCGACCCACCACCAGGACACAAUUCCCAGACCUCAGAUGAUGUGAUGCGUUUAUCUGAAUUGGCAAAGCUGCACAUGAAGAAUUCCACCCUUUCAUUUCAUCACAUCUAAAUGCGCCCCCACUCCUUUUUACUUAAGAAUGGUUUUUAAAAGAUAUGUAUAUAAAUUUUAAUCUUUUUUGUCUUUUAUAGUUGGAAGUGUGUCAUGCCUUUAAAGGGACAUGUUCCUAAGAGACUUCUCUCGUGUUCGAAUGCCUGUGUUUUGUUGCUGUUUGUAUGAAAUGUAUAGUCAUUUUUUUUGUCCUUAAAAUGCCAUGCAGAAAUUAAAUGACGUAAUUAGGUAGAAAGACAGGACUUGGAAGCCCUGGUAUAUGUUUACCUGCGUGGGAUGGGAUGAUUUCGACCCUAGGGGGGGGGCUGAUCUUUUUUUCCGUAGAUCAGCGGAAAACUGGAUCGUCCUUACCAUGUGAUAUUCUAAAAAAUAACCAUGAUAACCAAUCUGAUAAUAAAAGUACAUUUAUAACUUUAA
Messenger RNA from Paramormyrops kingsleyae, 3319 nucleotides. RefSeq names its product distal-less homeobox 4b (gene dlx4b). Gene Ontology annotation, molecular function: DNA-binding transcription factor activity, RNA polymerase II-specific; RNA polymerase II cis-regulatory region sequence-specific DNA binding. Gene Ontology annotation, biological process: regulation of transcription by RNA polymerase II; cell differentiation; embryo development. The record is from RefSeq and is a predicted model, not a curated record. NCBI's taxonomy places the organism in Eukaryota, Metazoa, Chordata, Actinopteri, Osteoglossiformes, Mormyridae.